ACACAAGAGUGGGGAGAUAACACACAGAUGAUCUACACACAAUAUCAUCUACCUGGUGUAAUUCUGACAUAGUGAGACUGAAGCGGUGGCAAACACCUGAAUACGACUGGAAAGUUAAAGAGCUCACCAAGAAACAGGUUUAAAGACAGCAUCCAUCCACGUUUCUUCCUUUUUACACUUGACCCUGCUCGACGUCGUCCUCCGUCAUGACUGCCGGGCUGGGCAUCGUGCUCCUGAUGGCGGCGGGCCUCUCAGGCCUCGUUCACUGCUUCCAACCUCUCUUCUCAUUCAAUGGGAAUUCCAGCGCUCACAGUGACAUCACACUAAGGGCGGUUCUUAGAAAGACGGCUGAGGUCUGCCGAGAUAUGGCUGCCUCUGAGGGACGGGACUUCAGCCUGACUAUUGACGACAGCCUGACAACGGACAAGGUGCAAAGGGCCUGUUCCUCCCCAGGGACUUCCACAAUUCUCCUCUCCAGUGUCAUAUUCCAAACGUCCAUGUUCGACAUGGUCUUCGGCAACGCAAAUGUGGAUGUGGUGUUUGCCCUGAGUGAGGAGCACCAUUUUGACGAUGAAACCUUCCAGGGAGGACGUGAUGUAAUCACUGCAGGCGUGGCUGCUGUUAAGGCCAGUGUGAAGCUGGAGAACUUUGUUGCAGGGAGAUGGACUCUCGGACGAGUCUGUCACACCCUGCAGGACUUCUACAGCCACAGUAACUGGGUGGAGCUGGGGAAGAAAGCUCCUUACUCUGCCCUGAUCAGACCAGACCAGCCUCUUGAGAACCUGGCAGACGGGAGUACGCCAACCUGUAGAAACUGUGAAGGAGAGGACUGUGAUAACAACAUCCUGCCUGAUCUGAUGCAGCAGGGGCUUCUCACCUCAGGCUACUUCAACAUCUUCUCCUCAGUAAAACCUGCUGGUAAAUGCAGCCAUGGUGGUUCAUUUGACCAGACGAGCAAACAGGACCCAGUGGGGGGCAUCAAUAAGGAUGACAUCAGCUCCAGUCACGGCUCACUUCACCACGCAGCGGCCGAUUUGGCAGUGAGUGCCACAUUGGAGCUACUGGAGGACAUCAGAGUAGCUGUCGGGGACAAGAACUUCCUGCGACUGAUGGGCCUCUCCCAGUCCUCUGUGCUGUGUUUUGUCAUCGACACCACAGGCAGUAUGAGUGAUGACAUCGCCGAGGCAAAGAGAGUUUCCUUCUCCAUCAUCGACAGUAAGAGGGGAACCCCGCAAGAGCCCUCUGCCUACAUACUGGUGCCUUUCAAUGACCCAGGAUUUGGACCUCUGAUCAUGACAACCAAUGCAGAUGUAUUUAAAGACAACAUCAACAAGCUGUCUGCAAAUGGAGGAGGAGACAUCCCAGAGAAAUGUUUGUCUGGACUUCAGCUCGCCCUGACUGCGGCGCCUCCCUCCUCUGAGAUCUUUGUCUUCACUGAUGCUCCAGCUAAAGAUGCCCACCUGAAAAGCACCAUCACUGCUCUUAUUGAGAGCACCAAGUCUGUGGUUACUUUCAUGUUGACGGAUGUCUUGGCCAGUCGACGGCGCCGCAGAGGUAGUAGCCAUGUGAGUUCACGUAAAAUGAACCAGGCAGAUGCUCAGCUGUACCGUGACCUAGCCCAAGCUUCUGGAGGUCAGGCCAUCGAAGUCACGAAGUCAGACCUCACUGCGGCUACAAGUGUUAUAGAGGAUUCAUCAGCCAGCGCAGUGGUGACAGUUUUUCAGGUGGUGAAGAAUCCCGGGCGGCCUGAUCAUUUUACAUUUACUGUUGAUGGUUCGUUGAGGAACAUGACUGCAUACGUCACAGGAGCCUCAUCUCUCACCUUCAAUCUCACCAGCUCCUCAGGUUUAUCUCAGAACUCCAGUCAGUCCAGUGGUCCUCUGGCAUCCUCCACUACAGCAGGAAACCUACGUCGGCUGAGCCUCAACACUGAUAAUCAAACAGGAUCAUGGCAAAUCAGUGUUGACUCUAAUAGUCCUUAUUCUGUUAAGGUCAUAGGUCAGAGUUCAUUGAACUUCAUUUUUUACCUCUUGGAAGCACAUGAAGGAGCCCAAGCCCACGGAGACUUCAACCUAAAGGAGGGACGUCCUCUUUCAGGUGGUAAUGUCAGCCUCUUGGUCUUUGUGUCAGGAAGCGACAAGUUGAAAGUAUCCGAGGUCAAUCUGUUUGACAGCUCAGGGCCGACGGAGGUCAAUGGAUCAGUACAGUUGAUUGAACGUGGUAACUUCCUGGUGACAUUCAGCGGAGUCCCAGCAGGGAACUACGUGGUUCGUUUGAAGGGAGAGGACAGCAGCGCCACCUCAAGGUCCUCACUUAGCAGUUUCCAGAGACAGGCCCCCACAACGAUCAAGACCUCUAGCAUCUCUGUAACUGCUCGAGCCAACAACACCAACGUAGAGCCGGGCUCCACCAUUUCCAUCCCCUUCACUGUCGCCACAACCAACGGCGGGGUUGUUAACACCUCUGCAACUGACACCUUCACGGUCCGUGCAAACAACGACCGCAGCUACACUUCCUCUUCACCCAGCACGGUCACCGCAGCGGCAGGAAGCGGAGGCGCAGCCAACGGUACCGUGACCUUGACAGUACCGGGCAGCGCCGUGUCAGGAACAGAUGUGACCCUCACCAUCGAGGCAGAAAACGCAGCCGCCAGUGACGUCAACUAUGCCGUCCUCAGGUUGUCUGUGGUAGCCAAGGUGACAGAUACUGCCCGCCCCGUGUGCCAGGUCGUCAGCACAUCGACCAACUGUACGUCCUCUUCCUCGCUCUGUUCUUCCUCUCAUUGGGAAUUCAUUGCUAACUUCACUGAUGGCGUCAACGGAACCGGCAUUGAUAGCAUAACCGUCCGCCAGGGGAACGGUACCCUCAACACCAGCACAGUGGCUGGAGCGGGGGGUGAGAACUUUACAGUGGUUACCUACAGCGCCUCCUGCUGUGCACAGAACGUGGUGCUGGCCGCUGUGGACAACGUGGGGAAUGUGGGCAAGUGUGUGGGACAGGUUCGGGAAUCAACCACAGCGACUCCAGCUGUGGUUGAAGCUGCGAAUACAACUACAGCUGCAGUUACCACAACAUCCACAGGGGGGCACACUUUGAGCAUGUCUCGCUGUCUAUGGAUCACUGCUGCAGUUUAUCUCCUUUGGAAGUAAUAAAUACAUUACUCUGUAAUUAUAGCUGGAAGUCUUUAAUAAUAUAACCCUGACAAUAUAUCAGUCAGUCGAGUUUAUUGGCCUGUAACAUUUAUAUGGAUAUCCACAUUUCUUAACUCCAAACACCCAGUUUGAGUCGGGUUCUAUUCUUUCAUGGGAUAAAAAUAAAUCUUUUGAAUCAG
Hippoglossus stenolepis (Pacific halibut) is the source of this 3331-nucleotide messenger RNA. Its product is annotated as von Willebrand factor A domain-containing protein 7. The transcript has 18 exons. NCBI's taxonomy places the organism in Eukaryota, Metazoa, Chordata, Actinopteri, Pleuronectiformes, Pleuronectidae. The record is from RefSeq and is a predicted model, not a curated record. Bases 207 to 3149 code for a protein of 980 amino acids.